UGGAUACUUACGCUGGAAUUGGCGUAAAAUAUUUUAAGGUUUAAUUUCUAUUUUAUUAUUUUUUUCUUAUUUCUGAUUUCUGGAUGAAAUUGAGAUUCGGCCAGUUGCACUAUCGGCUGUCUGGCAUCGUUUGAAGGGAAGCAGCCCGUGGUUGCAGGACCUAACAGAGCAAAUAUACCAAGAGAACUUUAUUCAGAACUUCAGCACCGCGCGGGGCAGCAGACCGCAAAUUAAUUCUUAGUUAUUUCCUAAACAUUUCCGUCUCUGGCGUAUCAACAGUUGGCUAUUUUGUUACUUCAGUUGGCUGUUUGUUUAAUUCAGUUGGCAAUUUUUUUAACUUUAUUUGGCAAUUUUGAUGAUAUCUCUACUUCACACCCCAGCGGUUUUCAGUACAAUUCUCCCCCUUGUGACAAUUUUUCAGCUGAGAAAUUUACCAAAGUUGAAUGACCAGCAACAAGAAAAUGCCGCCAGUCAUCUCCAAUUACCUUUUAUGUCAAAUGAAAAAAUUAGUUCCCUGAAUAUCCCUUGAUAAACAUUUUAACCUGGCUAAUACCGUUUUUCAUUUGUCAAAUUUAAUUGAAUUGUUAUCGUAUGCUUUUACUUUUUGUUAAUCGGCUAUGAAAUAAAAUGAUGUUCAUCGGCUUUGAAAUAUUUUCCUGCAGUUGUUUUAAACUUUUAUGGUUUGUUUUUGUUCUUUUUACUCUGAAUCAUGGAGUAUCUGCCGACGAUCUGGAAUCGGAGAGUACAAACACGACUAAGACGAUUCAAGACACCGCGAACAGACUCAAACGUUUUCUGUUCCAAAACUACUCUAUUUUGAUUCGUCCAAAGCUAGACCAAUCAAAACCAGUUAUUGUGAAGUUCGACAUUGCUAUGAAACAAGUUAUUGAUGUUAACGUGAAAACCCAGCAGAUGACCCUAUUUCUAUGGCAACGACAGACAUGGUUUGACGAGUUUUUAUCUUGGGAUCCGAGAGAAUUCGGCAACUUGACGCAGGUGUUUGUGAGUCCCAUUGAUAUCUGGAUCCCAGAUAUUAUAUUCCAAAAUUCGCUGGACGAAAUGGAAGAGGUCAAAGACAGGUCAAUCAUCAAGGUCAUGCUGCUCAGCUCAGGUCAGAUCAUCUUCUUCCGGCCGACCCUGAAGAGUACGACGUGUCAGAUGAGUGUGCGGCACUUCCCAUACGACAGCCAAGUGUGUGCAUUCCAAGUGGGAAGUUGGAUGCUGCCCACCUCCCAAUUGGACAUCCGGCUGCUCCAGUUCGAAAACACUCUUUCCGGAUUUGUCGAGCACCACGAGUGGGAUCUAGCAGACCGAAAUGCGCAAAGACUGACUUCGACCGUCUUCGUUAACAUCACUGACACCGUCAUGCAAAAGAUGGUCUUUCCUUAUUUGGAGUUUUCUUUCCUCUUCGAACGAAAACCAGAAUUCUUCGAAAAAAACUUAAUCGUACCAACUGCAUUGAUAAGUGUUCUGAGCGAAAUGACAUUUUUGCUUCCGAGUCAAAGCGGGGAAAAAGUCGGAUUCUCGGUGACUGUUUUUCUGUCGCUCUGUGUUAAUCUAUUAGUUAUAGCCAGUCACGUUCCUGCCAGCUCAGAAAGCUUCCCAAUCAUUGGACAAUAUUACCUGAUGUGUAUUUUUUUGAUUGCCGUUUCAAUUGCCCAAACUACAAUUAUUUUGUCGGUGCAUUUCACAGGCGAGCAGUAUUUUGUAAAGCCCGUUCCUCCUCUAUUGCAAAAAGUUUUCUUUAGAGUUAUUGGGCCAAUUGUUGGAUAUAAUUACCCAAAAUUUGGACCACGAAUCGGAAACCACAUUGUUAACGAAUCAGCCAUAAACGAAUCGAAAAGUAGUUCCAGUCUGAAUUCUUGUCAUUCGUCAUACAAUGUGAAAAUACCAAUGAUGGCAUCUACUAAAAAUUCGGGUCAAGCGUUUUCAGUGAUCGAUAAUCCGGUUGCAAAAAAUGGAACCAAUUCACAAGAUAUUUUGAAAAACAAGACACUUCAGAUUAGAAAUCUGAAAAACAGAGCUUUUAGUUCCCGGUCAAACCAAACGUCAAUCGAAGUUCCAAGCUACGACACAAAGAAUGUCGUCGCUGAAGCAGCACAUGUUAUAAAAAAUCCAGAAUUUUCUUCACAAUUCAAUGAAAAAAUUCAACAAGGCGAAGACAAGUUAAAAGAAAUUUCGAACACGGUUGAACUAAUUUUGCAAUACAUGCAGGAAUUUCAGAGAACAAAUGAAAUUCGCGUGAACAGGUUUCGCUUGAUGGAAGAUUGGAAGUUAUUGUCUAAGAUUUUGGACCGAAUGUCUGCUAUAAUUUACGGGACGAUAACCACCGGUUUCACCAUCUAUUUCAUGUACACGUGUCGGAACAGACCAUUCUACGAACUUGAAAAAUGAAUGUUCUAAUCUUAUUG
Molecule: messenger RNA, 2411 nt
Organism: Symsagittifera roscoffensis
Lineage: Eukaryota; Metazoa; Xenacoelomorpha; Acoela; Convolutidae
Product: neuronal acetylcholine receptor subunit alpha-10-like
Exons: 4
Coding region: 628-2394 (588 amino acids)
Biological process (GO): nervous system process; chemical synaptic transmission; signal transduction
Cellular component (GO): synapse; neuron projection; plasma membrane
Molecular function (GO): excitatory extracellular ligand-gated monoatomic ion channel activity; transmitter-gated monoatomic ion channel activity involved in regulation of postsynaptic membrane potential; transmembrane signaling receptor activity
Source: RefSeq, a predicted model, not a curated record